AUGUCGAGGGAUGCUCUCCAGAAACACUUGCUUACCCUCCUGGAAGACUACAAGGACUUCAACUCCAGCCCUAUUGAGACGCAACCUAUUCCGACAGCACUAGACUUCUCGAAACAGGUAUCUCGAGGGUACCCAUGUGUCUACAAAGCAUAUGACAAGGUGAUGGAUGCCAGUGCCAUGUUCUGGACUGAGAAGGACCUGAUCAGCCUGGUUAAUGACACAAAGGUAGAGGUUGCAGUAACACCUAACGGUAUGGCGGAUGAUAUUGAACAGGUUGAUGGCGAGCCUGAACCAGUAUUUCUAUCACCAGCCACUGUUGAGAUGACCAUGUCUGAACUGCUAGCUAAGCUCGCAAGGUCUACAAGCACCUUAGAAACUCGUGAAACAGCGUCCACCCCAGUUUACUAUCUUCAGUCCCAGAACAGCAAUCUCACGACCACACCACUCUUCCGAAUACUCAAGCACGUCCCAGAGAACUUUUCAUUCGCACAACCAGUCUUGUCCGAACCUGAAGCGAUUAAUAUAUGGAUUGGGGACGAACGAUCUGUGACCUCGACUCAUCGUGACCCUUAUGAAAACCUCUAUCUUGUGCUGAAAGGGUCAAAGACCUUUACGCUGUACCCGCCUGCAGACGAGCUUACGCUUCCUACAAAGUCUGUGCGCACUGGUAGGUACAAUUACGAUGAGCAGUCGCAGAAGUUUUCUACCAUCCUGGACGAAGCUGAGUCACCUGAUAAUCCGUCGCCUCGUAUACCGUGGGUAUCUAUCGAUCCGCUUCGUGCUCGGGAAGAGUUAAUAGCUCAGUACCCUCUAUACGAUCACUCAACACCAAGAAAGGUCGUGGUACGUGAAGGCGAGAUCUUGUAUCUACCUUCUGGUUGGUAUCACCACGUUCAACAACAGGCGGGUGCUUGGGAUGAAAGUGGCAGACGCGCACCAUGUAUCGCAGUCAACUACUGGUUCGACAUGGACUAUGAAGGAGAGAAGUACAUAAUGAGACAACUGGUCGGCAGGCUAGCUGCUGAAUUAAGAGGCGCAGACCACGCUGGGUGA
Molecule: messenger RNA, 1053 nt
Organism: Lithohypha guttulata
Lineage: Eukaryota; Fungi; Ascomycota; Eurotiomycetes; Chaetothyriales; Trichomeriaceae
Exons: 2
Coding region: 1-1053 (350 amino acids)
Molecular function (GO): 2-oxoglutarate-dependent dioxygenase activity
Source: RefSeq, a predicted model, not a curated record